GAGCCGGGACGAUGCUGACCCCUUAGAUCCUGCUCCAGCCGCGGCGCGGGAAGAGGGGGCGCCCCUCACCGGACCCACUCCCUCCGCCCUCCGCCCUGCGCCCCCCCUUCUCGCUUCCUCUAUCGGGGCCGCUUCGCCGAAGGUAGAGCCAGAUCGGGCGCCCGGAGCCUAGGCGCGAAGCGAAGAAGCCGGAACAAAGUGAGGGGGAGCCGGCCGGCCGGCCCGGGGGGGCCCUCGGGGCCCUGGGGUAGCGGAACUUGCGCCGGGCGGGGCUCCCCAGCGACCCGGCGCCCCGCGGGCAGCAUGCCCCUGCGGGCAGGGGGAGCUGGGCUGAACUGGCCCUCCCGGGGGCUCAGCCUGCGCCCUAGAGCCCCCCCGAUGCGCCCCCUCCGGGGCCCCCCGGCUGCGUGAGGACACCCCCUCCGAGGGGCGCCGCUCGCCCCUCUCCAGACCGCCCGGGGCCCCGGUCGGCCAGAGGAUGGACGAGGAGGAGGAUGGAGCGGGCGCCGAGGAGUCAGGGCAGCCCCGAGGCUUCCUGCGGCUCAACGACCUGUCGGGGGCCGGCGGCCGGCCGGGGCCGGGGUCGGCGGAGAGGGACCCGGGCAGCGCGGACUCGGAGGCGGAGGGGCUGCCGUACCCCGCGCUGGCGCCGGUGGUCUUCUUCUACCUGAGCCAGGACAGCCGCCCGCGGAGCUGGUGCCUCCGCACGGUCUGUAACCCCUGGUUUGAGCGUAUCAGCAUGUUGGUCAUCCUUCUCAACUGUGUGACUCUGGGCAUGUUCCGGCCGUGUGAAGACAUGGCCUGUGACUCCCAGCGCUGCCGGAUCCUGCAGGCCUUCGAUGACUUCAUCUUUGCCUUCUUUGCCGUGGAGAUGGUGGUGAAGAUGGUGGCCUUGGGCAUCUUUGGGAAGAAGUGUUACCUGGGAGACACUUGGAACCGGUUGGACUUUUUCAUCGUUAUUGCAGGGAUGCUGGAGUAUUCGCUGGACCUGCAGAACGUCAGCUUCUCAGCUGUCAGGACAGUCCGUGUGCUGCGACCGCUCAGGGCCAUUAACCGGGUGCCCAGCAUGCGCAUCCUUGUCACGCUGCUGCUGGACACGCUGCCCAUGCUGGGCAACGUCCUGCUGCUCUGCUUCUUCGUCUUCUUCAUCUUCGGCAUCGUGGGCGUCCAGCUGUGGGCGGGGCUGCUCCGCAACCGCUGCUUCCUGCCGGAGAACUUCAGCCUCCCCCUGAGCGUGGACCUGGAGCCCUACUACCAGACGGAGAACGAGGACGAGAACCCCUUCAUCUGCUCGCAGCCCCGGGAGAACGGCAUGCGCUCCUGCCGCAGCGUGCCCACCCUGCGCGGCGAGGGCGGCGGCGGCCCCCCCUGCGGCCUGGACUACGAGGCCUACAACAGCUCCAGCAACACCACCUGCGUCAACUGGAACCAGUACUACACCAACUGCUCCGCCGGGGAGCACAACCCCUUCAAGGGCGCCAUCAACUUCGACAACAUCGGCUACGCCUGGAUCGCCAUCUUCCAGGUCAUCACGCUGGAGGGCUGGGUCGACAUCAUGUACUUUGUGAUGGAUGCUCAUUCCUUCUACAACUUCAUCUACUUCAUCCUCCUCAUCAUCGUGGGCUCCUUCUUCAUGAUCAACCUGUGCCUGGUGGUGAUCGCCACGCAGUUCUCCGAGACGAAGCAGCGGGAGAGCCAGCUGAUGCGGGAGCAGCGGGUGCGGUUCCUGUCCAACGCCAGCACCCUGGCCAGCUUCUCGGAGCCCGGCAGCUGCUACGAGGAGCUGCUCAAGUACCUGGUGUACAUCCUCCGGAAGGCAGCCCGCAGGCUGGCCCAGGUCUCCCGGGCGGCAGGCGUGCGGGCCGGGCUGCUCAGCCCAGCGCCCCUCGGGGUCCAGGAGCCCCAGCCCAGCGGCAGCUGCUCCCGCUCCCAUCGCCGCCGCCCGUCCGUCCACCACCUGGUGCACCACCACCACCACCACCACCACCACUACCACCUGGGGAACGGGACGCUGCGGGGCCCCCGGGCCAGCCCCGAGAUCCAGGAUCGGGAUGCCAACGGGUCCCGCCGGCUCAUGCUGCCACCGCCCUCGACGCCUGCCCUGUCCGGGGGCCCCCCUCGGGGUGCAGAGGCCGUGCACAGCUUCUACCACGCCGACUGCCACCUGGAGCCGGUCCGCUGCCAGGCGCCCGCUCCCAGGUCGCCCUCCGAGGCCUCGGGCAGGACUGGGAGCAGCGGGAAGGUGUACCCCACUGUGCACGCCAGCCCCCCGCCAGAGAUGCUGAAGGAGAGGGCGCUUGUGGAGGUGGCCCCCGCUUCUGGACCCCCCGCCCUCACCAGCCUCAACAUCCCACCCGAGCGCUACAGCUCCAUGCACAAGCUGCUAGAAACGCAGAGCACAGGCACCUGCCAGAGCUCGUGCAGGAUCUCCAGCCCCUGCCUGAAGGCAGACCGCGGAGCCUGCGGCCCCGACAGCUGCCCCUACUGUGCCCGGGCGGGGCCCGGGGAGGCGGAGCUCGCCGGCCACGAGAUGCCCGACUCGGACAGCGAGGCGGUGUACGAGUUCACACCGGACGCCCCGCACGGCGAACUCCGGGACCCCCCGGGCCGGCGGCGCCGGAGCCUGGGGCUGGACGUGGAGCCCCGCUCCGUGCUGGCCUUCUGGAGGCUCAUCUGUGACACCUUCCGGAAGAUCGUGGACAGCAAGUACUUUGGUCGGGGCAUCAUGAUUGCCAUCCUGGUCAACACGCUCAGCAUGGGCAUCGAGUACCACGAGCAGCCCGAGGAACUCACCAACGCCCUGGAGAUCAGCAACAUCGUCUUCACCAGCCUCUUUGCCCUGGAGAUGCUGCUGAAGCUGCUCGUGUAUGGCCCCUUUGGCUACAUCAAGAACCCCUACAACAUCUUCGAUGGCGUCAUUGUUGUCAUCAGCGUGUGGGAGAUCGUGGGCCAGCAGGGGGGCGGCCUGUCGGUGCUGCGGACCUUCCGCCUGAUGCGGGUGCUGAAGCUGGUGCGCUUCCUGCCGGCGCUGCAGCGGCAGCUCGUGGUGCUCAUGAAGACCAUGGACAACGUGGCCACCUUCUGCAUGCUGCUCAUGCUCUUCAUCUUCAUCUUCAGCAUCCUGGGCAUGCAUCUCUUCGGCUGCAAAUUUGCCUCCGAGCGGGACGGGGACACACUGCCGGACCGGAAGAACUUUGACUCCCUGCUCUGGGCCAUCGUCACCGUCUUCCAGAUCCUGACCCAGGAGGACUGGAACAAGGUGCUCUACAACGGCAUGGCCUCCACGUCGUCCUGGGCCGCCCUCUACUUCAUCGCCCUCAUGACCUUCGGCAACUACGUGCUCUUCAACCUGCUCGUCGCCAUCCUGGUGGAGGGCUUCCAGGCGGAGGAAAUCAGCAAACGGGAAGAUGCGAGUGGACAGUUAAGCUGUAUUCAGCUGCCUGUCGACUCCCAGGGGGGAGAUGCCACCAAGUCCGAGUCGGAGCCCGAUUUCUUCUCCCCCAGCCUGGAUGGCGACGGGGACAGGAAGAAGCACUUGGCCUUGGUGUCCCUGGGAGAGCACCCGGAGCUGCGGAGGAGCCUGCUGCCCCCUCUCAUCAUCCACACGGCCGCCACGCCCAUGUCGCUGCCCAAGAGCUCCAGCACCGGCCUGGCCGAGGCGCUGGGCCCGGCCUCCCGCCGCACCAGCAGCAGCGGCUCGGCGGAGCCCGGCGCGGCCCACGAGAUGAAGUCGCCGCCGAGUGCCCGGAGCUCCCCGCACAGCCCCUGGAGCGCAGCGAGCAGCUGGGCCAGCAGGCGCUCCAGCCGCAACAGCCUGGGCCGGGCCCCCAGCCUGAAGCGGAGGAGCCCGAGCGGGGAGCGGAGGUCCCUGCUGUCGGGCGAGGGCCAGGAGAGCCAGGACGAAGAGGAGAGCUCGGAGGAGGAGCGGGCCGGCCUGGGCCACAGGGGCUCCCUGGACCUGCCGGACACGCUGCAAGUGCCCGGGCUGCACCGCACCGCCAGCGGCCGCAGCUCCGCCUCCGAGCACCAGGGCUGCAAUGGCAAGUCAGCCUCGGGGCGCCUGGCCCAGGCCCUGCACCCCGAUGACCCCCCACUGGAUGGAGAUGAUGGCGAUGACGAGGGCAACCUGAGCAGAGGGGAGCGGAUGAGAGCGUGGAUCCGAGCCCGGCUCCCUGCCUGCUGCCGAGAGCGAGACACUUGGUCUGCCUACAUCUUCCCUCCUCAGUCAAGGUUCCGCCUCCUGUGUCACCGGAUCAUCACCCACAAGAUGUUCGACCACGUGGUCCUCGUCAUCAUCUUCCUCAACUGCAUCACCAUCGCCAUGGAGCGCCCCAAGAUCGACCCGCACAGCGCUGAGCGCAUCUUCCUGACCCUCUCCAACUACGUCUUCACCGCCGUCUUCCUGGCGGAGAUGACCGUGAAGGUGGUGGCGCUGGGCUGGUGCUUCGGGGAGCAGGCGUACCUGCGCAGCAGCUGGAACGUGCUGGACGGGCUGCUGGUGCUCAUCUCCAUCAUCGACAUCCUGGUGUCCAUGGUGUCGGACAGCGGCACCAAGAUCCUGGGCAUGCUGCGGGUGCUGCGGCUGCUGCGGACCCUGCGCCCGCUCCGGGUGAUCAGCCGGGCACAGGGCCUGAAGCUGGUGGUGGAGACGCUGAUGUCCUCGCUGAAGCCCAUCGGGAACAUUGUGGUCAUCUGUUGUGCCUUCUUCAUCAUUUUCGGCAUCCUGGGGGUGCAGCUCUUCAAAGGGAAGUUCUUCGUAUGCCAGGGUGAGGACACCAGGAACAUCACCAACAAGUCUGACUGUGCCGAGGCCAGCUACCGGUGGGUCCGACACAAGUACAACUUCGACAACCUCGGCCAGGCCCUGAUGUCCCUGUUCGUGCUGGCCUCCAAGGACGGCUGGGUGGACAUCAUGUACGACGGGCUGGACGCCGUGGGCGUGGACCAGCAGCCCAUCAUGAACCACAACCCCUGGAUGCUCCUGUACUUCAUCUCGUUCCUGCUCAUUGUGGCCUUCUUUGUCCUGAACAUGUUCGUGGGCGUGGUGGUGGAGAACUUCCACAAGUGCCGGCAGCACCAGGAGGAGGAGGAGGCCCGGCGGCGGGAGGAGAAGCGGCUGCGGAGGCUGGAGAAAAAGAGAAGGAGUAAGGAGAAGCAGAUGGCCGAUCUAAUGCUGGACGAUGUAAUUGCUUCCGGCAGCUCCUCCAGCGCGGCGCCAGAAGCCCAGUGCAAACCCUACUACUCGGACUACUCCCGCUUCCGGCUCCUCGUCCACAACUUCUGCACCAGCCACUACCUGGACCUCUUCAUCACCGGCGUCAUCGGGCUGAACGUGGUCACCAUGGCCAUGGAGCACUACCAGCAGCCCCAGAUCCUGGACGAGGCUCUGAAGAUCUGCAACUACAUCUUCACCAUCAUCUUCGUCUUGGAGUCAGUCUUCAAACUCGUGGCCUUUGGCUUCCGUCGGUUCUUCCAGGACAGGUGGAACCAGCUGGACCUGGCCAUCGUGCUGCUGUCCAUCAUGGGCAUCACGCUGGAGGAGAUCGAGGUCAACGCCUCGCUGCCCAUCAACCCCACCAUCAUCCGCAUCAUGAGGGUGCUGCGCAUCGCCCGAGUGCUAAAGCUGCUGAAGAUGGCCGUGGGCAUGCGGGCGCUGCUGGACACGGUGAUGCAGGCCCUGCCCCAGGUGGGGAACCUGGGACUUCUCUUCAUGUUGUUGUUUUUCAUCUUUGCAGCUCUGGGCGUGGAGCUCUUUGGAGACCUGGAGUGUGACGAGACGCACCCCUGCGAGGGCCUGGGCCGGCAUGCCACCUUCCGGAACUUUGGCAUGGCCUUUCUGACCCUCUUCCGAGUCUCCACGGGGGACAACUGGAACGGCAUUAUGAAGGACACCCUCCGGGACUGCGACCAGGAGUCCACCUGCUACAACACGGUCAUCUCCCCCAUCUACUUCGUGUCCUUCGUGCUGACGGCCCAGUUCGUGCUGGUGAACGUGGUGAUCGCCGUGCUGAUGAAGCACCUGGAGGAGAGCAACAAGGAGGCCAAGGAGGAGGCCGAGCUGGAGGCCGAGCUGGAGCUGGAGAUGAAGCCGCUCAGCCCGCAGCCCCGCUCGCCACUGGGCAGCCCCUUCCUCUGGCCCCGGGUCGAGGGCCCCGACAGCCCCAAGCCCGGGGCCCCGCACGCCGGAGCAGCCUCCUCGCGCUACUCCCUGGAGCACCCCACGGACAGACAGAUGUUUGACACCAUAUCCCUGCUGAUCCAGAGCUCCCUGGAGGGGGAGCUGAAGCUGAUGGACGAGCUGGCGGGCCCAGAGGGCCAGCCCUCUGCCUUCCCUCCGGCCAGCAGCCCGGGUGGCUCCGACCCACAGAUCCCUCUAGCUGAGAUGGAGGCUCUGUCUCUGACGUCAGAGAUUGUGUCUGAACCGUCCUGCUCUCUAGCUCUGACGGAUGACUCUUUGCCUGAUGACACUCUCACACUCUUACUUAGUGCCCCGGAGAGCAAUAAUAGGGGGCCCCGCCUGGGGGAGGUGCCGGACCUGCUGGCGGUGCGGAAGUCUGGGGUCAGCCGCACGCACUCUCUGCCCAACGACAGCUACAUGUGCCGGGACAGAAGCACUGCCGAGGGGUCCCCGGGACACAGGAGCUGGGGGCUCCCCAAAGCUCAGUCAGGCUCCGUCUUGUCCGUGCACUCCCAGCCAGCAGACACCAGCUACAUCCUGCAGCUUCCCAAAGACGCGCCCCAUCUGCUCCAGCCCCACGGCGCUCCCACGUGGGGUGCCAUCCCCAAACUGCCCCCGCCGGGCCGCUCCCCUCUGGCGCAGAGGCCCCUGAGGCGCCAGGCAGCAAUAAGGACCGAUUCCCUGGACGUCCAGGGCCUCGGCAGCAGGGAGGACCUGCUGUCAGAGGCGAGCGGGCCCUCCCCGCCUCUGGCCCGGACCUCCUCCUUCUGGGGCCGGCUGAGCAGCCCGGCACAGCAUCCCUGCGGCCAGAGCAAGACCUCGAAGCACACGCCCUCGCCAGCCCCCUGCCCGGGCCCUGAGCCCACCUGGGGCCAAAGCCCGCUGGAGACCAGGAGCAGCUUGGAGCUGGACACGGAGCUGAGCUGGGUUUCCGGAGGCCUCCUGCCGGCGGGCGGCCAGGAGGCGCCCCCGUCCCCGCGGGACCUGAAGAAGUGCUACAGCGUGGAGGCGCAGAGCUGCGGGCGCCGGCCCGCGUCCUGGCUAGAGGAGCAGAGGCGGCACUCCAUCGCCGUCAGCUGCCUGGACAGCGGCUCCCAGCCCCACCUGGACCCCGGCCCCUCCGGCCUCGGGGGGCACCCUCUCGGGGGGCCUGGGGGCCGGCCCAAGAAAAAACUCAGCCCGCCCAGUAUCUCUAUAGACCCCCCCCAGGGCCAGGGCGCUCGGCCCCCACCCAGCCCUGGCAUCUGCCUCCGGAGGAGGGCUCCGUCCAGCGACGCCAAGGAUCUCUCGGCCUCCGGCCCCCCUGACAGCAUGGCUGCCUCGCCCUCCCCAAAGAAAGACACGCUGGGUGUCUCCGGUUCCCCGGCCGCCCCAGCAGACCUGGACCCCUGAGUCCUGCCCCACCCUCCCUCUCACCUUUCUCCACUGGGUGCCAAAUCCUAGCUCCUCCUCUUGGGCUAUAGUCCCCACAGACGGUCCAUGUGGACACCCAGGAGGCGCCCUCCCUCCCUCCCUCGGUGGCGCUGGGCACUGGCAGAAGCCGGAUGCCCAGCGAGUGGGAAGCGGCAGCCCUGCCCACCCCGGCUCCCAGCAGGAGGAGAAGCCGGUGCCGCUGAGGAGCCCGACACCAGGAGCUGUUGGGAGAAAGCAAUACGUUUGUGCAGAAUCUCUGUGUAUAUUCUAUUUUAUUAAAUUAAUUGAAUCUAGUAA
Pipistrellus kuhlii (Kuhl's pipistrelle) is the source of this 7888-nucleotide messenger RNA. RefSeq names its product calcium voltage-gated channel subunit alpha1 G (gene CACNA1G). Gene Ontology annotation, cellular component: plasma membrane; neuron projection; voltage-gated calcium channel complex. The transcript is spliced from 38 exons. Gene Ontology annotation, biological process: neuronal action potential; membrane depolarization during action potential; sodium ion transmembrane transport. Gene Ontology annotation, molecular function: voltage-gated sodium channel activity; low voltage-gated calcium channel activity. Bases 479 to 7570 code for a protein of 2363 amino acids. The record is from RefSeq and is a predicted model, not a curated record. Lineage: Eukaryota; Metazoa; Chordata; Mammalia; Chiroptera; Vespertilionidae.